AUGGAAAUCCCACUCGUCCGCAUGUCCUGGAAGACGAUCGUUCCACUGGACGAAAAUUUGGCGGGAAAAGCACUAUCCGUGUCGAUGUGCCCAGUACCAGGCUGUCUGGGAUGGGGAAAUGUGUUAAGGCAUAAGAAUGCCUUCCACCGGACAGAGGAGGCCUGUCCGGUGGCGGCACAUAUGAGGAAGCUUCGACAGCAUUCGAGAAAUCCCCAUCCCUUCAUGGCGACAGCGGCACCACCAGCUCCCUUCAUGGCGACAGCGGCACCACCAGCUCCACCACCACAUCCCACUCUAGGCCUUCAGGAUGUGAAAAUGGAGGAGGAUAUUGCCCUCCCGCCACCGCCACCACCACCACACUUCACGCUGCCACCACCGCCAAUCCAAAUGCCGAACAAUAUGCCAGCCGAACCCAUCAGGCUGGCGUAUAUCACCACGCUAUCUACGGGAGGCGCAAUGUCAUCAACCAUGCUCGACUUCACACAAACAUUUCCAAUAAAUUCAUAA
This is a messenger RNA of Caenorhabditis remanei, 507 nucleotides long. RefSeq lists its product as uncharacterized. The record is from RefSeq and is a predicted model, not a curated record. Gene Ontology annotation, biological process: regulation of DNA-templated transcription. Gene Ontology annotation, molecular function: zinc ion binding. Bases 1 to 507 code for a protein of 168 amino acids. The transcript is spliced from 5 exons. NCBI's taxonomy places the organism in Eukaryota, Metazoa, Nematoda, Chromadorea, Rhabditida, Rhabditidae. Gene Ontology annotation, cellular component: nucleus.